Messenger RNA from Penicillium samsonianum, 1812 nucleotides. Its product is annotated as fungal specific transcription factor domain-containing protein. Lineage: Eukaryota; Fungi; Ascomycota; Eurotiomycetes; Eurotiales; Aspergillaceae. The transcript is spliced from 5 exons. The record is from RefSeq and is a predicted model, not a curated record. Gene Ontology annotation, biological process: DNA-templated transcription. Gene Ontology annotation, molecular function: zinc ion binding; DNA binding. The coding region runs from base 1 to 1812 and encodes 603 amino acids.
AUGUUGCAGAUACGAGGCAAGGGGUCUUCAGAUGCGGCUGCGCGAAGGGCAUCUCGAUUGGAAGAGCGUAUUGCUCUGAUGGAAAAGCUACUGGUCGAUACACUCGCCGCUGGCGGCUCAGGGAGUAAACCAAGCAACUACCGAGCGAUGGUCGGCGAGGACACAUUGCCUGGCCACCAAUGUUUCUUUUCACUUUCCGGAAGACUAAAUUCAAAAGAUCCCGAGACGGGUACUUUGCAUCCCUACAACGGCACUGCCCCUUCUUUAUCAGAGGUCCAGAAGUCGGCGCGGUCACUUAUCGGUUACUCGGUCAAUCUGCAGGAUCUUUCCAAGCCUAGCCUUCCUUGGCAACGUCAUGGGCCGGAUAGGUCUCAUCGAGACCCGCCGAUGGAGUACACCUCGAAGCUACCAGACAUAAGUUUUGUCAAUGAGUGUGUGGCGUCAUACUACAGUUCACCUACACACCUAUCAUUUCCAAUAAUAAGCCGACCCCACUUCAGGGGCACGAUCAACCUUGCCUAUCAGAACUCGUCAAAUUCUUCUUUUGGGACUGCGAGUGCGAGAGCAUGUGUUUGUGCUUUCUUGUCCUUGUCUGAAGUUUGGAACCUUCAUGUGACACAGUCACCGUCCAUUAACAGCCCAGCAUUGAUAAAAGAAGCUGAACGAUACAUAAAUCAAAUUGCACAAGAAGAAACUAUUGAUGGGCUUCAAGCUGCCCUAAUGUUGAUGAUUUUCCAUUGUUCAUCCGGGGAUUUUCGGCCCGCGCUCUAUCUGAAUUCACUCAUAGCUCGAUUAAUCUUCAGACUUGGCGUACAUCUAAAACAUCCUCCAGUCCCCGAUGGAGCAAUAUCUUUUGUCACCGAUGAAAUAGUCCAAAAGGAUGGUCAUCUUCGGAACCUCUUCUGGACUGCUUAUGCCCUGGAUAAGGAGUUGUCCCUUCGCACGGGUCAACCGCCUGCUAUCAAUGAUGAAGAUUGUGAUCUCACCUUGCCGCCUGGUUACGAAGAACAGCUCAAUACACUGCUGUCAUCUGCUGAGACCGAGGACAUGAUAUUCAAAGGCCAUCUGUAUCCGAGCGAUCUUCGGUUGAUUAAGAUCAAGUCUCGCGCCUACAGUGCGUUUUACCGACCGGGAGCAAUCGACAAGUCCGACAUAGAACUUCUGAAAUCUAUUCGAGAGCUUGACGAUGACCUCGAGAAAUGGAGAUUGUCGCUACCACCGAAACACCGACCCACCCUUUUUAUCUUCCAACAAAUAUCAACUGGCAACGCUAUUUUGGACAUGCAUUUUCUGAUCGUACGAAUGGACUAUCAUCAUUGCAUGGCUAUUAUUCACCAAGCUAGCGGCCGAUGUAAGGCAUGGGCUGGAAACCACAACAAUGCAGCCGAGGGGGUCGGCUCGAGCUUCACACUCGCGGUGGAGACAAGUAGAUCCUCCCUCCUCUCCUUGCAGAGUUCACUGCAUGUAUUGCCGAACGGCACCUUCUGGUAUGUGCUUAUGUUUCGUAAAGACUCCACCCUUCACCCCCCUUUACUUGAUUUGGUUGGACACAUGGACUUAUCAUGCCAGGCUUCUUCUUGUUUGGUUAUCUUUUGCAACAUUCUCUUUCACCCUUUGGGCGUCCACGCUCGCCGAGAUCUGGAACUUCUUAGCCUGACUGCUACUUUAGUGAAAAGUUUGCCUCUCCCCCCCCGGGUUGAGCCUUUGCAUGUAGCACGUGUCCAGGGUCUUCUCACCGAACUAAGCGGGCUAGCCAAGCUUGCGAUCGCAGAGUCACAGAAUCAGUUGCUUCUCCUUAUGGAACAGGUCUGA